UCCAUCACGUGAUUGGCUGUGGUCAUAUGACCUGCUGUUGCUAUUGCUAUGUCGGCAGCUGCUCUCACACACUCUUCCUGCUGCUGAGCCAGCUGAACACAACCGACGAGAUGCAGGCUAUGUUGCUGUGUUACUUCCUGUUCUCACUGCUGGGCAGUGAAGCGGCUCCGGGUGCAGACGAGGUGAAGUACCUGCCCGGUCUGCAGAAACAGCCGAGCUUCAAGCAGUACUCUGGAUACCUGAGUGUGGCCAACGGAAAACACCUGCACUACUGGUCAGUACCUGAGACAAAUUGACAUUUUAAGCGUUUU
Messenger RNA from Labrus bergylta (ballan wrasse), 311 nucleotides. The record is from RefSeq and is a predicted model, not a curated record. NCBI's taxonomy places the organism in Eukaryota, Metazoa, Chordata, Actinopteri, Labriformes, Labridae.